Messenger RNA from Mytilinidion resinicola, 603 nucleotides. RefSeq lists its product as uncharacterized. The record is from RefSeq and is a predicted model, not a curated record. Bases 1 to 603 code for a protein of 200 amino acids. NCBI's taxonomy places the organism in Eukaryota, Fungi, Ascomycota, Dothideomycetes, Mytilinidiales, Mytilinidiaceae. The transcript has a single exon.
AUGAGUCCUCAAAACAACCCUUCACAGCAGCAGUCUGAGGGGCCUGCGAGUACCGCUAGUCGGUCUCCGUCACCCGCACAACCUACAGAAGACUCAAAUAACUCGCUACCUGUCCUACUCCAACGAGCUCAGACUAAUCGAUUCACUGCUUAUGACCUCCGCGGCUUCGUUGCCCUCUCCGAGCCUCCAAUAUUCCUCUUUGGCUCCGUCAUGUUCCCGUGGGUCCUCAGUAUGGUCCUUGAGCACGACGAUCCUCGGCAGAUAGCAGAGUUGAUGACUCCUGGCAUCAUUCGAGGAUACGAAGCGUAUGAGAUCGAGCAUGCGUAUAACACGACCCUGGUGCCAUCAAGUAACCAAACGAAGCAACUCAAUGGCCUAGUUCUCUUUGGACUCAGUCAGGCGGGCGUAGAGGCCGUGGAGAACUACCUCGGGUUGGAUCCACCGAGCUAUCUUCGAAAAGAUAUUGCUGAUGUAGAGAUUAGUCUGUCGGGAGGAGAGACUCGGACCAUUGGGGCUGUCUGUUAUCCCUGGAACGGGGCUCGAACACUCCUGCGGCCGUGGUCUAGAGCUACAUCGACGAAGUCCACAUCGAACGUCUCAUGA